This is a messenger RNA of Anopheles cruzii, 3056 nucleotides long. RefSeq lists its product as uncharacterized. The transcript has 2 exons. Lineage: Eukaryota; Metazoa; Arthropoda; Insecta; Diptera; Culicidae. The record is from RefSeq and is a predicted model, not a curated record. Bases 237 to 2948 code for a protein of 903 amino acids.
GAGUCAACAGUGAACGUAAGCCACUUUGGAUCUGCUAUCAGUUCACAAUAUUUAUCUGGAUUAUCACUUAGCGUGAAUGAACAUUGAACCUUAUCGUUUGGCGAUAACAUUGUUGCUGUUGUGUUGUGCCACGCGUCUACGUGUAAAGUGUUGACCAUUUGAAGGAUCCGUGAUCCGUGGUAGUUCGUACUGGUUACAAUUGACGAAGCAUUGCGCGGAACCAGCCCCUUUGCAAAAUGUCCACCGAUGGAUUGGCCUCCCUGAUGGAGAAGUGCCUCAACAGAAGCAUGCCGAUGGAACUGAGCCAAAGGCGAAACCUGGCGAACAAAUUCUUCACGGCGCGCAACGACAUAGAAGUAACGAAUAUGCUUGGCUUCGCUCUCGGCUGGGAACAGUUGGAAACGGCCACCCCCAAAACGGACUGGUCCGCAACCCUCCUGUUUGAUGCGGCACAGUGCAAAAAAAUCCUGCAACCGAUCGUGGCGUGCAUGCGCAGUACCGAGUUCUGUCUGCUGCCACUGGCCAUAGUUCGCAACGAUGGGAAGGGCGUUGAGAUGCAGAUGCUGAUCCGGGUGCGCAUUUCGCAGACCACCGAGGAGUACGUCGAUUUCACGCAGCGAAGGUACAAGAGCUUCAAUGAAUUCCUGGAAUCGAACCGAUUGCCGGCCUGCACGCUCCACUACCCCAAGGAUGGCAAAGAAGAAUACGAUGAGGAGGGCAAACUGUGCAUCGACAGCCGUGUUAUCAAGCACCCGAUUAAUACGCUGAAGACGAUUGCGGUGGUCGGGAGCGUUGUCGGUGGCAUUGCCGGAACGGUCCUGAUUCCCUUCGCACCGCUGGCCGCUUCGUUGGUGGUUGCCGGUACCACCGGGCCAAUGGUAGGGUUCGCUAUCAACGAUCUGGUCGACGGUAUCCGACACGAGAGACCCUCCGUGGUUGCGGUUCGCGGAUUCGCACUGACCACCAGUUUGGUCACCUUCGCGAACGUCGGUCUGAUCGCGGCCGUGAAGGUGGAACGGGUGCGCAAAAUGCUUUCAGUGGGGCAGCUCAAGUACCUCCAAUCGGCUGAAGCGGUCAUGCAAAAUGUCAGCAUUGGGGUGACGACGACGCAGUUUGUGGCCGCCGUCAUAAGUUCGGCAACCGGUUGGCAGAAGCUCGAACCGUGCGAAUGGUUGAGGUUGGCGGCGAAUCUCUGUUUGGCUUACCGGGUUAGCUACCACUCGGCCACGGCAGUACUUUUAUUUAACGAUGUGCAAGCGACCGGUGUGGCAAAAUUCUUUCAAACAAUCUGCCGCAACAUCCUGUCCAGCGUUUCCGACCUGAAAAACAAGAUCCUGCCCCGUUUGGAUCAAUGCUUGGGCUUGCGUAAAAUCCUUGAGGACUACAUUUCAGAGGGUGUCCAGUUCAGCAUGGAUGACGACUUCACUACGCUCACGAUCUUCGGUCACACGUUUGAGUUCCACACGCUGAUUUACAUUGACAAGGAUUUACUGCGGCAACUGUUCCAGCAGCUGAUGAUGGGUGCUGCUACUGUGGCGACGGUUGUUGGAACGGUUUGCAAUACUCAAACGAUACUGAACAAUCCCAAGGUGGUAAUGGAAGUGCUGACUGCUGUGACGAACCUGUGCAAGUUGCUGUGCGACAUCAAAUGUACCGCAGUCGAGCUGGGCAAAACCAUCCGAUUUGGCAAAGGUCACCAGUUCACGGUGCAAACACUAUUGAUCUGGUGGAACCUGCCAACCCACGAUCGCACGUUACUGCUGAAAGCCCUGGUCGAUCUCGACAAGGAGCAAACUGCGCAGCUGAACGAGCUGCGCUCGAGUGGAAGAGUUGACGACUCCACCUUCCUGAACUGGUUGGUGAUAACGGGCCCAGUUGAAUACGGACACACGCUCACGUACAGAGCGAGUCUUGAGUUAUUGCUGAAAAUAUCCGAGCUGACGGGUGAAGAAAAGAUCAUCUUCGGUGAUGGAAACGAUAUUCUUAUCAACGAACUAUUAUCGAUACGGGUGCAAGAUCGUAACGUACUGCAAUGUGAGACGUGGCGCAGCAACACGUUUCUGCGCGACCAGCGGUUCUUGCGGUUGUGUAAAGAUCUAGAAUCGACUUUGGAGAACACGACUCUCUUAGACCGUGCCAGGGACGCCUGGAUACGUACGUUUCGCAAGGACCACCUGCAGCUUGAAACGAUCGAUCUGCUGUGCGGUCUGUUUGCCGAAACCCAACCGCUGACCUUGGCCGAAGCCCUGGAUCACGCCCUGGACCAUGAAGGCGCCACCGUCGGCCAGGUCUACUACAACAUUCUUUUCAGCUGUCAAACUCUCAAUAGGGCCCAGGAACGGACAGCUGAAGAGCGGCCAGCACUUGCCGCCCGUUUCCGGCAACUUCUUUUGGAUAGCACCAAGAUUGGUAUGAACGGUUAUAGCCAGCUUACGUUCGUUCCGCAAACUAGCCAAGAAGCGGACUCAGAAAACGAAGGUGUUUGCAGCAGUACCGAUGCUAUACUGCACGAUGAGCUAAUAGCGAUGGCCAGAGGGCUGAUGCAGCAUACGCCCUUUUCGCUCCUCAAGUUCCCCUUUGGCCCCGCGGAACGGGCCGCCUGUUGGUUGCAGUUCGUGCCCGCGCUGCGCAAUAAGGAGGGACGGGCUCAGAUCACGCAAACGCUGAAGGAUUUGCUGAGCAACGGCACUGCGAAGCUGCUCCAGCAAGCGGAUGGCAAAAUACAGCGCACCUCGGACGGUGGCUGUGCGAUCGUAUUUCGGCGCAACUAUGCAAAGAUCAUUGUCGAGCUGCUACCACCCUCCCGUGACCACCAUCACCGUGGUCGGGAUUGGCGCGGUUCCAUCUAUCUGUGCAACAGGAGUGCCAUGGCCGUGAAUUGGCCCCCCAAGGAACCAACGGCCAACGGUGCCCCGAAACCCAGGCAGCCGUGGCGUAAAAAUGCCUGAAUCUACGAGUGACCACUUUGUACGCGACACCCGAGAAGGGAAAUGGUUAGCAUAGGUCUACAUGUAAUCAACUGUGUCCAAUAAAAUGCACCGUUUUCUUUAUUAAGA